AUGGGAAGGAACUAUAUCUUUGAGGAUAUAGAGUUCUAUGAUUAUAUUAAUGAUUGUGUUCCAUACUUUAUUGGAUUCUUCCUCUUGGAGAACUUACUUUCAAUCAUUCUAAAGAAGAAAGACCUUUAUUUGUUCAAGGAUUCAUUCUCAAGUUUGUCAACAGGAUUGUCAACUAUCAUUUGGGAAAAGAUUGUACCAAGUACAUUCUUGGCCUCGAUCGAGUUCGUCAUUGUGUUGUACAUUUGGAGAUAUCAUAGAUUGAUUGACAUUGCAGAGGACAACAAGAUUGCUUCAAUAAUAUGUUUCCUAAGCGUUGACUUUGGUUAUUAUUGGUUCCAUAGACUUGCUCAUGAAGUGAACUACAUGUGGGCAACACAUGUUACUCAUCAUUCCAGUGAGAAAUACAACUUGACAACCGCUCUAAGACAGAGUGUCUUCCAAAUAUACACAAGCUGGGUGUUCUACUUACCGUUGGGCCUGUUCAUUCCACCUCAAAUGUACAUGUUCCACAAGCAGUUUAACACUAUCUAUCAGUACUGGAUUCAUACCAAGUACAUUGGUAAGCUUGGACCAUUGGAGUGGAUUAUCAACACUCCAUCGCAUCACCGUGUGCACCAUGCCAGGAACCCAAGAUACAUCGACAGGAACUACGCCGGCACCCUCAUCAUCUGGGACCGCAUGUUUGGCACAUUCAUCGAGGAAGAGGAGGAGGUCUUCUACGGUCUCGUCCAUCCACUGGGCAGCCACGACCCAACCUGGUGCCAGAUUCACCACUGGUACGAGAUGUACCAGCAGGCCAAGCAGUACCCCGCAUGGGGCGACAAGAUCCGCGUAUACCUCAAUGGCCCCGGCUGGCAUCCAGGCACCGCCCGUCUGGGUGACGUCAAUGAGAUCCCAAUGCCAACCAAGGAGGACAUCCCCGAGCGUCUGGGACAGCCACUGCCUGCCCUGCUCAACAGCUACGUGUUUGUGCACUUCAUGCUGAUCUCCAUCGCCAGUUUGGCCGUGCUGGCCAUCUACGAGCACUCGCUCGGCUACUACAAGACAGGCGCCGUCAUGGUGUACCUCUAUCUCAGUUUGACAUGCUUUGGUGCCAUCUUUGACAGGAAGCGAUUCGCCAUGCUAGCCGAGUUGAUCAGGCUGGUGAUGUUCAUCGGCUGUACAUGGGAGAUCCAGAGCUCCGUCGUCCAGUACAUGAGACUCUUCUACUUUAUCUCUGCCGGUUGGAUGAUUGCCAACAACAUCUCAUCGUCCACUUUCAAGACGAUCAAGAAGGAUUAG
Acytostelium subglobosum LB1 is the source of this 1281-nucleotide messenger RNA. RefSeq lists its product as hypothetical. The coding region runs from base 1 to 1281 and encodes 426 amino acids. The record is from RefSeq and is a predicted model, not a curated record. Gene Ontology annotation, molecular function: oxidoreductase activity; iron ion binding. Gene Ontology annotation, biological process: lipid biosynthetic process. The transcript is spliced from 4 exons. NCBI's taxonomy places the organism in Eukaryota, Evosea, Eumycetozoa, Acytosteliales, Acytosteliaceae. Gene Ontology annotation, cellular component: endoplasmic reticulum.